Molecule: messenger RNA, 9196 nt
Organism: Pipistrellus kuhlii (Kuhl's pipistrelle)
Lineage: Eukaryota; Metazoa; Chordata; Mammalia; Chiroptera; Vespertilionidae
Gene: NLGN3
Product: neuroligin 3
Exons: 7
Coding region: 1014-3500 (828 amino acids)
Biological process (GO): modulation of chemical synaptic transmission; neuron cell-cell adhesion; postsynaptic membrane assembly
Cellular component (GO): postsynaptic specialization membrane; synapse; cell surface
Molecular function (GO): signaling receptor activity; neurexin family protein binding
Source: RefSeq, a predicted model, not a curated record
AGGAAUGGAACUCUCUGAUAGGGCAAAAACAAACAUGACUGAAGCUUCUGCUGAACAUUCUAAAGCGGUCCACGGAUCACUACUGGUGUCCCGUGAGGUCCGAAAGGUUGGCGACCACUGUUCUAAAGAGAUACAGGAGUAGAGAUGGCUGGGAUAAGGGACACUCAGGGGGGCUUUGGGUACAGGGACUAAAUAAACUGGACAGGUGCGCUACAUACAGGAACACAAAGCUGGAUCUAGAGAGGAGAGACCCUGGCAAUCUGAGGCUGACCUGCUCCGCACAAGCAGCAAAAAAAGACCAUCAAUGACCUUUGAGAGGGACAGGAUGAGAGCAAAGUGCCCCUCACUGGUGCUACUUGAAUAGUGCUGGUGCUGAGAGGUGAGGGAUGCUGAGGUGGAGGCCUGUCCAUGGAGUAUGACUGGGGUUUCCUGCAAGCAGUGCCUCAGUUUCUACCACCGUUUCAAGUUCUCGAGCUUUGCAGGUAAAGUCUGGACUAGCUGCCCUGGGAGAUUUCAUGUUGGGGACAAAGGGGGUGUGUGCGAGGAAGAGGGAUUUCAUGAGCAGUGUGUGCCUGAUCGGGAGGAAUUGGGCCAUGCCCCAGUACUUGAGCCAUCUCUGGCACAAAAGGAGUUAAUGGCAGGGACCACGCCCCCCCGUGUCCGGGCACGCGCAGCGCGCCCCCUUGGUGCGCGGGCACAGCAGCCAAGCAGCCAGAGAGCAGAUCUCGGGGAUUCGGGUGCGGAGCCCUUGGCCUGGAGGCGAUAUGGGUGGUCCGAGGCCCGGUUCAGUCGCUUGCAACAGCCAGGGGAACAGGCCUGUCUGGCCCUGAGGGCGUCUCCUUUCUGAAGCUGUGGUGCUUGGAUGACCUGCUCUCUACGUGGCCAGCACCUGUAGGUGUCCCUCAAGAGCUCAGUUUUGAGGUUCAAGUCAGUGUGGCCAUGAAGGGGCUGCCUAUUGGGCUGAUGCUGUGACCCUGGAAUCUGCCUUUCCUGCCAGUCCCCCUGCCCAGAACAUGUGGCUGCAGUUUGGCCUGCCCUGGCUGUCCCCGAGCCCCAAGCCCACAGUUGGCGGGAGCCUGUGCCUCACCCUGUGGUUCCUUGGCUUGGUGCUGAGGGCUAGUACACAGGCCCCAGCGCCCACAGUCAAUACUCACUUUGGAAAGCUAAGGGGUGCCCGGGUACCACUGCCCAGUGAGAUCCUGGGGCCUGUGGACCAAUACCUGGGGGUGCCCUACGCAGCUCCUCCGAUCGGCGAGAAACGGUUCCUGCCCCCUGAGCCACCUCCAUCUUGGUCGGGCAUCCGGAACGCCACACACUUCCCCCCAGUGUGCCCCCAGAACAUUCACACAGCUGUGCCCGAAGUCAUGCUGCCUGUCUGGUUCACUGCCAACUUGGAUAUCGUCGCCACUUACAUCCAGGAGCCCAAUGAAGAUUGCCUCUACCUGAAUGUCUAUGUGCCCACGGAGGAUGGAUCCGGCGCUAAGAAACAGGGCGAGGACUUAGCGGAUAAUGACGGGGAUGAAGAUGAAGACAUCCGGGACAGUGGUGCUAAGCCCGUCAUGGUCUACAUCCAUGGAGGCUCUUACAUGGAAGGGACAGGCAACAUGAUUGAUGGCAGCGUCCUCGCCAGUUAUGGCAACGUCAUCGUCAUCACCCUCAACUAUCGGGUUGGGGUGCUAGGUUUCCUGAGCACUGGAGAUCAGGCUGCCAAGGGCAACUAUGGGCUCCUUGACCAAAUUCAGGCGCUCCGCUGGGUGAGUGAGAACAUUGCCUUCUUCGGUGGCGAUCCCCGUCGUAUCACAGUCUUUGGCUCAGGCAUCGGAGCAUCCUGUGUCAGCCUCCUCACGUUGUCACAUCAUUCUGAGGGGCUUUUUCAGAGGGCCAUCAUCCAAAGUGGUUCUGCUCUAUCCAGCUGGGCUGUGAACUACCAACCAGUAAAGUAUACCAGCCUCCUGGCAGACAAGGUGGGCUGUAAUGUGCUAGACACAGUGGAUAUGGUGGACUGUCUUCGGCAAAAGAGUGCCAAGGAGCUAGUAGAACAGGACAUCCAGCCAGCCCGCUACCAUGUGGCCUUUGGCCCUGUGAUUGAUGGUGAUGUCAUUCCUGAUGACCCUGAGAUUCUCAUGGAACAGGGUGAGUUCCUCAAUUAUGACAUCAUGUUAGGUGUCAACCAGGGCGAGGGGCUCAAGUUUGUGGAAGGGGUGGUGGACCCUGAGGAUGGUGUCUCUGGCACUGACUUUGACUACUCCGUCUCCAACUUUGUGGACAAUCUAUAUGGAUAUCCUGAGGGUAAGGAUACCCUGCGGGAGACCAUCAAGUUUAUGUACACAGACUGGGCAGACCGUGACAACCCUGAGACCCGCCGUAAAACACUGGUGGCACUCUUCACUGACCACCAGUGGGUGGAGCCCUCAGUGGUGACAGCUGAUCUGCACGCCCGCUAUGGUUCACCUACCUACUUCUACGCCUUCUACCAUCACUGCCAGAGCCUCAUGAAGCCUGCUUGGUCAGAUGCAGCUCAUGGGGACGAAGUACCCUAUGUUUUCGGUGUCCCUAUGGUGGGCCCCACUGACCUCUUCCCCUGCAAUUUCUCCAAGAAUGACGUUAUGCUCAGUGCUGUUGUCAUGACCUACUGGACCAACUUUGCCAAGACCGGGGAUCCCAACAAGCCGGUCCCCCAGGACACCAAGUUUAUUCACACCAAGGCCAACCGCUUUGAGGAAGUGGCCUGGUCCAAAUACAAUCCCCGAGACCAGCUUUACCUUCACAUCGGGCUGAAGCCGAGGGUUCGAGAUCAUUACCGGGCCACUAAGGUGGCUUUUUGGAAACACCUGGUGCCCCACCUAUACAACCUGCAUGAUAUGUUCCACUAUACGUCCACAACCACCAAAGUGCCACCCUUGGAUACCACCCACAGCUCCCACAUCACCCGAAGGCCCAACGGUAAGACCUGGAGCACCAAACGGCCAGCCAUCUCCCCUGCCUAUAGCAAUGAGAAUGCCCAAGGGUCCUGGAAUGGGGAUCAGAAUGCAGGGCCACUCUUGGUGGAGAACCCUCGUGACUACUCCACUGAAUUAAGUGUCACCAUCGCUGUGGGGGCCUCCCUUCUGUUCCUUAAUGUUCUGGCCUUCGCUGCCCUCUACUACCGUAAGGACAAACGACGUCAGGAACCCCUGCGGCAGCCUAGCCCUCAGAGGGGAGCUGGGGCCCCCGAAUUGGGAGCUGCUCCUGAAGAGGAGCUGGCAGCAUUACAGCUGGGCCCCACCCACCAUGAGUGUGAGGCCGGUCCCCCACAUGACACACUGCGCCUCACUGCGCUGCCCGACUACACUCUGACCCUGCGGCGCUCCCCUGAUGACAUCCCACUCAUGACCCCCAACACCAUUACUAUGAUUCCCAACUCCCUGGUAGGGCUGCAGACAUUGCACCCCUAUAACACCUUUGCCGCAGGGUUCAACAGUACUGGGCUGCCCCACUCACACUCCACUACCCGGGUAUAGCUCCAGCCCAGAGCACAGCCUAUCUCCUGGCUCCCUUCCUCCCAGAUCCACGCACACACAUGCACACACAGACACACACACACACAGACACAUACAGAUAUAUAUGUAUACGCACGCACCCACGCCCAACAGCAGACCCACCUGCACAAACAUAGAUAGACGUGGACAUGCACCCGCAUGUACAAAAACACAAAUAAGGAAGUAAACCUAAACAAGCCCUCCAAAUGGGGACGCAAUUGAGUCCUUGGGAAACUGAGGACCCGUGGGACAGCAGCUGAAGCCAGCUCCUUGAGCCUGACCACAGACACUCCUGGGGGCCUGAAAGCACCAGCUGGACACCCCCUUGGUGCUCGCCCUCCGCCUCUCUUGGAACCGCAACACCAACCAACUCCAGACUUGGGAGCUGUAAAGAGCAGAGUAGCUCUUUCUCCCCUAGACUCGAUCUUUUUUUUUUCUGAUCUUGUUUUUGUUGAUUUAAAAAAAAAAAAAAAAAGGAACAAAUCCUUCUCCAACCUGUGAAUGCAAAGAAGCUCCAGAAGGGAGGGCCCCAGACCCAGGUCUUUCUGGCUCCAGUGAUCACAGGGUCCAACCAAGGAACAGGACCCCCAAGAAAGAAACAGAUUUGAGUAAGACCACAGGUUGGAAGGAAGAAGGGGCUAUCACUGGAUGGGGCUGGAGGGCCAUAGGGAGAACUCUCCAGCCAUCUCUGUGUCCCCGUGAAGGGCUGCAGACUGCAGAGUAGACUUGGAGAAUGAGGUUCUGUGGAGUUCAUGCCUCUGUCCUCGGGGUAAUGCCAUCAGAAAUUCACCCCAUUUUAUUUACUGUCUCUUGUGUCUGUCAUUUCUCUUUCAAAAAGGCAGUGUUUUUUGUUGUUGUUGGCUUUUUUUUUUUUUUUUAAGAAAAGUUCUUAAAACACUAACAGAAACCCAUGGAGUUUGUCCUUUGUAAAAUUUUAAACAGAGUGUCUUGUUAUAAAAAUAAAAAAUCCAGUUAGCACUCCCAAUUUGCCUCCCUUGCACAGGCCUUGCCCCAACAGACCUCCCAGCUGGGUGCCUCUGCAGGCUAGGAAUCACAGCAGCUCUCUGCCUCCUGUGCCUUUAAGUUGAUACAUGUCUGGGCUGUGCUCUGCUGGACCCGCAUGAAGGCCUCUCCAGUCUUCAUCAGGUUGCUGUUCCCACCCCCCAGGGCAAUGGGUUCCUGCUGCUGAAGCCUUCUUUUAGUGCCUCAGGGCCUCCUAAUGAAAUAGAAAAAAAUAACACUUCUUUCUCCUCUGCAUGCCAUCAUGCUGCUGCCGUCUCCACCAGUGCUGCCAACUACCACCAGGGCCACCACCCUGCCCUCAUCCUGGACUGGGGACUAGGAGGAGGUUUGACCUCUAACAUGUUGAAAUUCUUACACUUAUCUAAAUCCAGUGAGGCAUCAGGUCUGUAGACUCUCUUGCCUUGGGUGACUGACAGAGCAAGGGCCCUCCACUCUCCAGAGAUGCUUGGUCCUAUUCUGUUCAUUGGAAUUGGAGAAGUUUUUUGGGGCCCUGGGAGCAGUUUCUCUCCAGGAUUAUCAUCAGUGGCUCUCAAUCAACCUUGGGGGACAAAUUCAAUGAGGUUCUACAGGGUUAGCAUUAUAGUAUUUCAUAUUAUUCUCAAUGACUUGAAGGGCUGAACCAGCUCAUCAAGUGUGACAGUUGGGUGGGGUUGCUGAUACCUCAGAAACAAAGAAUAUAAUUCUUCUAAGUGACCCUGACAAAAAUGAGGGAGGUGAACAGAGGAGAUGAACACAAGGUAGUAUAAGGACCAAAAGAGAGAUGGGCGAUUAUUGACUUGACACAGAAAGAAAGAAAGAACUGGAAACAGAGUGUCAGGGUGGGUCACAGCUGAAUGAGUUCAUAGUGUAGAAUUUGUUUCUACUCUCUCCAUUUUUUCCUUCCUCUCUUCUUUCCCAAACUAACAUGCACACUAGCAUAUAAUAACACAAAUAUUGCAUGAAGUGGCUGGGAGGUAACCAGGCUCUGAGUUUUAGAAUUAGAAGUAUCCUCAGAGUCAUCUGGUCCAACAAAUUUAUUUUACAGUUGGGAAAAUGGGCCCAGAAAAGUCCAAUGUCACAGUCAGUGUUAGAAACAGACAUGGAGUGCAGUCCAGAAAUAUGUGACCUUUCCCAUGGUCCUCAACUUUUUUUUCCCUCUGCCUAGCAUUGGUUAUGCCUUUUAAAACAUUAAUGUGUCUGCCCUUGGUCAACACAUUUUCAGCAUAUGUGGAAAAGCUGGAGAGGGUCUGGAGAAGAGCAAAAACAAUGUGCCAAAAGACUAGCGUGUUGUUUUUUAAUUUAGAAAGGAGAAACAUGAUGAGGAAACAUUAAAUAAUUGUAGAGCACCUACUAUGUGACAAGUGUGUUAUAUCUUUAAAAAGUUAACUCCUAAAUAAGGACAAAGCUGCCAUUUCCUCUGACAAUGAUAGAGGGGGAAAGAUUGUUAGAUAUAAGGAAAAAUUUUUUAUAUGGAUAUGAGGUGAUCAUGGUACUCAGUAAGUUCUCCAAAACAGUUGCAAAUUGAAUGAAAGACUACUACUAAGGAAAACACUGGCAUUCAUCUUCCUGAAACCAGAGGGCUGAGUGACAUGACCUUUUUAGGUCAAUUCAGAGUCUUUGUGUUUAUAAUCCUUUGAUUGCUCCAUCUCAGAUAUUACCAAACUGGACCUCCUCUCUUCUGGGGUGUGUGUGUGUAUGUGUGUGUGUGUGUGUGCACACACACACACACACACACACACACAUGCGUGCGCGUGCGCACGCUCUCCAAAUUAAGAGGCUCUCUAUUUGUGUAGGAUUUAAACAUUGCCUCUCCUCUAAUAACUCAAGGUGCUAUUAGCAAACCCAGCUCCAAUUCUAUUUCAGUGAGAGAUUACAGUUGAUCUUCAUACCUUUGAAAGGUCUGGGUGGAAGAAGUGGCCUUCAAGACAGGCAGGGUUUCAAUUAAAUUGUAGUCAGUGCUAUGCUGGGGUAACUUGAGGGUUCUUAGACCCAUUACUGACAGCCAGCCUUGAUCUCAGCUAAAAAACCCAGCUCUUUGUUUGGAGAGGGGCUGAAGAUAUACUUGGAUUUUAUUUCCCAUUGCAAAAAUCAUUAGUGCCUAGAAUCAAUGGAUCCAGCCUGCAUUCCUAGAUUUAUCUGGUUUCUGUAUUAGUCCUUUUGGGAGCUGAAGAAAGCUAUCUUGAGGUCUAAAUUUGUGGUGGGUGUUAAAAGCCAGAUAUUGGUCACUGUAAAAAAUCUCCAUAGAAAGCAAGUAUGAUUGUUAAGACUAUACACCUGGCCCUGUACUAGUUCACAUACUGUGAGGGAUAGAAGAUGCCUGCUUUGAGGUGAAUACUAUCAGUAAGACAAAACUGAACUAUGAUAAAAUGAGUGAAAUGCAUAAUUUAGCAUGUGGCUUCAAAAAAGGUUAAAGGGGCUAGAAAAAUUGCAAGGCAAGCGGGGGCGGGGACUUUAGGGGGACAUAGAGGGCAUUCCAAAUUGGGAGAAAAGACUCAGCCAGAACAACCAUAUCAGAAGGUCUAGAUAUGCUGAAGUUGCAGUGAGGAACUGACCUGACUAAAGUAAAGGGUUCAAGUUAAAUAAUUGGACAUCAGAUUGGAAAGGCAGGUUGUGGAAGUCUUUGUAACAGCAAAAGAGUUUGGGUGCUAUUGGAUGAGUGAUGGGAUGCCCUGACUUUUCCUUUUGCUAAUGGUUUUAUAGAGAGAAAACAAAACCUCCUCGGUUCCUCUUUUGCUUUUCUCUUCUGUGAGGAGAAGGAUUUCUAGAGUAGAAAGGACAGAGAGUACCCCAGAGAGGCUCCUAAAGGCAGUUUAUUCCAAAAGAGCCUUUAGCUGCUCUGAGUAAUUUCAUCUCAUACUCUGGAUCAAUAACAGCCCAGAGCAUUGUGAGGACUUCCAGCUCAGGUUGCAGGACAACUGCUGGUAGCUGUUAUAAUCUCAUAGAAAGUGAAGAAGAUGCAUACUGCAAUUUAGAGAUAGGCAAACAUGGCUCCACAGUUUUACAAAUAGGAAGAGAUGAAUUCCAUAAAUUAUAGAUCAAUAAAUUUAAUAUUGAUUGAGGACAAGAGCCUAGGACAAAUGAGUAGAAGUAUGGUUGGUGAGCACUUGCAAAAGGAAGUGAAGAUUGCUCCGCCCCUGCAUGGAUUCAGGAAAAACAAAUCAUCCCCUACUCAGCUCAUUUCCUUUGAAAGGGUGACUGGAGAGGUAGAUGAGGAGAAUGCUAUACCUACAGUGUAUCUGGAGUUCAACAAAACAUUAUCUUAUGAUACUCUUGGGACAAUAUGCAGAAAUAUGAGGUGGAUAAACUUAAGUGUGGGCAGAUUCUUAACCAAUCGAAUGACUACGCACAAAAAGGUUGUGUUUUAAUGUCUCUAGAUCAAAUUUUAAUAUUACACACAGGUGGGAGAGAAAACCAAAAUGUCAGAAUCAGAAUUCAUAGAGAUGUCCAGAGGCUGAUAUAAUGGACUCACUAUAGCAAAAUGAAACAUAACAGGGAUAUAACCUUCCUAUGAUACAUUUUCCUGCUCUUAUUUCCAGGUUUCUGGGUAUCCAAUAAAAAGGUUUAGGGCUAAGGCAGUAAAAGAUGUCCCACAGAAAACUUAGGAGCAAGAGCCCAGAGGAAGACCCUUAGAACAUAUAUGGGAAACAUGUAAGCUUUCCUCAGGGACCUCCAGAAAUACCUGGGGAGGGCAGCCUGGCACAAGACUGCAAUUCCGGUGGAUCAACUAAAAGAGCUCAACAAUUGCAAUGUAAUCAUUACUGGAAGAUGGAGAACCCCAGGACCUCUGGGUUACAACGAACUCACCAGAACUGACUAUCAAUUCUGUAUUCAGAACUAGAAAGACAAUAGUGAGUAAGAUGGACGUGGACUUGAUCCUCACAGAUAAGACAGAUAUUCAAUAAAAAUGUACAUAUAUAAAGUUUAUUCCAAUAAAUAUUAGUCUGUGAAAAACAAGAAAGUUAAUAGGAACAAGUAUAAAGUCACUCAUUUGAAUUUCAAAAUGUAAUAGUAGCAGUGUAGGAUGUGAGAUAUGUGGCUUAGAGGGUUUUUAAGUAAAUGAAAGUUUUAUCAUGAGUCGUGAGUCAAAAGCAUAGUUUGGCCCUAGCUGGUUUGGCUCAGUGGAUAGAGUGUUGGCCUGUGGACUGAAGGGUCCCAGGUUUGAUUCUGGUCAGGGCACAUGCCCAAGUUGCAGGCUCAAUCCCCAGUAGUCAAGGAAGCCAAUCGAUUUUCUCUUAUCAUUGAUAUUUCUAUCUCUCUUCCUCUCUAAAAUCAAUUAAAAAAUACAUUUUUUUAAAAAGUGUAGUUUGGUUCCUACAGAAUGUCUUGUGACCUUGAACUGCAUUAAUAAGAGUAUAAUGUCCAGAAUAAAGGAGGUGACCAUCAUGUGGUAUUCUGCACUGGUCAGACCACACCUGAGGCCCUUUGUUCAGUUGCAGGCAUCACACUUCAAAGGAAAUGUCAACAAAAGUAUAUCCAGAGGAAGAGAAUAGUGAAGGGACUGGCAAAUCCCAGGAGAAAUUUGUCCUCUGUCAAAAAUUCAUUACUGGGUUCAUGGUGAAGAGGAAGCUAUAGAUUUAUUCUGUAUAUAUCUCCAAGAGCUCCAAGAUCUCAUGGGUGGGACUUGUAGGAAAACAGAUUUUGGUUUGACAUAAGGAAGUUGCUUUCUUUUUUAUAAU